This is a messenger RNA of Camellia sinensis, 1593 nucleotides long. The record is from RefSeq and is a predicted model, not a curated record. NCBI's taxonomy places the organism in Eukaryota, Viridiplantae, Streptophyta, Magnoliopsida, Ericales, Theaceae.
AUGACAACCAAUCACGAAAAUGUGGAUGAACUUCCAACCAUGUUACAAGAGAUUUACAUGAGUGGUCUCAUGGAUGAUCCUAUCGACGGAGAACGUACUAGUUCGGAGAGGCACAAUUUGUUUAAGUUCAUGAAGUUGUUCGAUGAUGCUCAACGUCAAGGCAACGCCGCAUUGGAGAAUUGCCCUACAUGUACGGAGUCUAGAUACAAGUUGAACGACAAGACGGGUAAAAAAAUUCCACACCAAAAUUUUGAGGUACUUUCCCUUGACACCGAGAUUGAAAAGAUUGUACAUGUCCAAAAAACAACUGCAUAUAUGAGAUGGCACAAGGAUAAGCGACUGGAUGAUGGAGUAUUGAGACAUCCAGCUGAUGGUGAGGCAUGGAAGGACCUUGAUAGGCUGCAUCCUACGUUCUCUGCGGAUCCUCGGAAUGUACGGCUAGUGCUUGCCACGGAUGGUUACCUGGCCUGCCCUAAUUGUAACAUCGAUGCAUCAUCUCAGAGUUUGCGAAGUAAGAUUGGGUAUAUGGGUGCUCGACGGUACUUACUUGAGAACCAUAAUUGGCGUAGAAAGAAGAAUAUAUGUGACAAUCUGCUUGGGACACUAUUGAGCAUUGAUGGUAAGAACAAGGACACCGACAAAGCACGUUUGGAUUUGGAGGACAUGCGAAUACGAAAGGAGUUACACUUGAUAAGGCAUGCAAAUGGCUCUUUGCAGAAGCCUCCGGCAUUGUACACAUUGUCCCCAGUAAAACGAAUAGGGUUUUAUGAUUUCUUGCAAUCAGUUAAGUAUCCUGAUGGCUAUGCAACAAAUGUAUCCAAUUGUGUCACGGCGAAAGGUGAGAAGAAUAUAUGUGACAAUCUGCUUGGGACACUAUUGAGCAUUGAUGGUAAGAACAAGGACACCGACAAAGCACGUUUGGAUUUGGAGGACAUGCGAAUACGAAAGGAGUUACACUUGAUAAGGCAUGCAAAUGGCUCUUUGCAGAAGCCUCCGGCAUUGUACACAUUGUCCCCAGUAAAACGAAUAGGGUUUUAUGAUUUCUUGCAAUCAGUUAAGUAUCCUGAUGGCUAUGCGACAAAUGUAUCCAAUUGUGUCACGGCGGAAGGUGGUAAGUUAGUUGGCCUCAAGAGUCAUGACUGUCAUGUCCUUCUACAACGACUUCUUCCCAUUGGACUGCAAGGAUACCUUCCUACCGAGAUUGGGACCACGUUGUUUGAGUUUGGAACUUUUUUCAAACAGUUGUGCUCAAAGACAUUAAGGGUAACUGAUUUGGAGAAAUUGCAAGAACAAAUCGUACUUAUACUUUGUAAGCUUGAAAAGAUUUUUCCUCCUGCUUUUUUCGAUGUCAUGGUCCACUUGGCAAUUCAUUUACCUUACAAGGCUAGGCUUGGAGGUCCUGUUCAAUAUCGAUGGAUGUAUCCUAUUGAGAGGAUGCUCAGUCUUCUUAAAGGAUUUGUGUGCAAUAAAGCUCGUCCAGAAGGAUCAAUUGCGGAGGCCUACAUAUCGAAAGAGCAAAGAGUGUACGAUGUUUUGUUCAAUAUGAACCAAUUGCGAAAUGACAACUCACCCGAAGCAACCGAUGAGAUGUGA